This is a messenger RNA of Mauremys reevesii (Reeves's turtle), 10698 nucleotides long. It is a transcript of the gene ZNF106, whose product is annotated as zinc finger protein 106. Gene Ontology annotation, cellular component: cytosol; membrane. Gene Ontology annotation, molecular function: RNA binding; SH3 domain binding. The record is from RefSeq and is a predicted model, not a curated record. The transcript has 22 exons. Lineage: Eukaryota; Metazoa; Chordata; Testudines; Geoemydidae. The coding region runs from base 220 to 5946 and encodes 1908 amino acids.
GGCUGCGGGAACGCACGCUCCUCUUGUCCUGCGCCGCGGGUCCCUUUCGGGUCGCGAGUGCGACUCGCUUCCGCCGUUUUCCCGUGGGAGCCGCGGGGGGGCCCGGGUAGGUGGUGGGGCCUGCUCGGUCCGGGCCGCGUGAUGGGCGGCGGGGCUGCUGCGCUGUUGUGGAACCAGGAGGACGCGGCCUGUUUGGGGUAAGAGCUGUCCAAUGUAGUCAUGGCUCGAGAACGGAAAUGCAUACUAUGUCACAUCGUGUACAGCUCAAAAAAGGAGAUGGAUGAGCACAUGAGAAGCAUGCUUCACCACAGAGAACUUGAAAAUCUGAAAGGAAGGGACAGCAAUCACAAGUGCCAGGUGUGCAGGGUGACAGUGGUGGGCUUGUCAGCAUAUGCCAAGCACAUCUCCAGCCAGCUGCACAAAGACAGUAUCGAUGCCCACGACAGAGAGGAAGACGAAGGGAAAGAAGAGGCUGAUGAAGAGUACUUUGACAAGGAACUAAUUCAACUAAUCAAACAAAGGAAGGAACAGAACCGGCAAGUUGAAGCUUGCUGUAGAAACCAAGAAAUAGAACCCAAUGAUAGGAGACCACAGAGAAGGCGAGAAGAAAGAGCUGUUUAUAAAGACAGAGAAACUUAUGAUCCAUCCUUGUGGCACCAUCAUGGCCCAUCUCAGAGGGACUGGAAAUGGGAAAAUGAGGGCUUUAUGAAUCCAAGGCAAGGCAAAUUCCCACAUUCUAUAAAGAACCCUAAUGCAGACCGGCACCUCAGUGAUCCCAGGGGAUGCGCAGGAUGGCAUCAAAAUGGUUCUGCAGGCCUUUCGGGUCAACAUGAUAACCAUGGGAAUUCUGGAGGUGUUUGGCAUCCAAAUGCAGGAGGAGAAAUGUCAAAAUGGUAUCAAGAUGUCAAAGGAAGAAAUCCCAACUGGCAUUCUGAAGGAACAGGUGACUUUUCUAUUUGGAAUUCUAAAAACUCACCAAGAAACUGGAAAUUCAGUCUUCAGGGUGCAAAUGGCUGGAAUGUUGGUGGUACAGGGGACGCACAUCCACUGGGAAGAAAUAGGACUGGAAAUUCUAGUCCCCACACAGAAUUUGGGAGUGUUGCAUGGAAAAAAACCCCCAUUCAAUAUAAUCAGGAAAGGUAUACACGGCAGUGGCAGGCGAAUGACCAAUUGGAUUUUACUAGUGAUAAACUCCCUCCAGUGGGGGCACUGGAUUUCAGUAUUUCUGAACAACCAGAGAGUAAAAUGUCCAAGAUGAAUGGAAAGAGUGGCAGCACUUCCAAAGAUAAAAUUCAUCGCUGGACUCCUUACCCCUCCCAGAAAGCUACAGACCAGCAGCCAUGGUCUGAAGAAAAUGUUCCUAAAACUUCAGAGAAAAAAGAUUCUGUAUCUGUACCUUUUCUCAAGACACCCAUGAAAGGGAUGGAUCUUGAAAUAGAUACAACAAGCCUCCCAAAACUGAUAACGUGGGAAGAGACCUUUUUAAACCAGCCCUGUUACAAGGCCACUGCUGACCAACUUGAAUCUUGCAAGGUGAAUGCGGACUGCCCCAGUGGAGGAAGAUCUGACCAAGAGGAGGGCAGAAGUAACAGGAUGCCAUCACUGAAAUCCUCACUCCUGGUUAUUCCAGACACGAAGUUAUCUUCCCAAAAGCAAGACCCAAAGAAUCUCUUGAAAAAUGUCAAGCUUCUAUUAUCAUCAUCCCCUGGAGAACUCCAGAACCAUUCGAAUGCACUAAACUUAGAAACUAACCGGUCCUCUUCUUAUGUAUCCAAGUUGCGCAGUGCUUGUAGCUUAAGAGGUAGCAGAGAUAUGCUUGACAGAAAUCAGAGACAGCCUAUUGAUAGCCUAAGUGAAGAACUACAAAAAGCCAAAGAAGAGUUGCAAUCCAAUCUUUCUCUGCAAAAUCCUUACUUAAGUUCAUACAGAGAUACAGAGAGUGAUCUAAAUGGUGGUCGGAAUAUAGAGGAACCCAGGAAAGGUUCUUCAAAGACUAAUGAGCCUAGAGUUGGUACAUUAGAGGAUGUAAGUGAAGAGUGUGAAAAGGCUGAAGCAAGGGUCGAAAAGCUACGUCCUUUUAUUAAUAAUUGUUCACCGUGUGACCCUCAGGAGUGUGAAUAUGCUACUACCAGAAAGGAAGGUGACACAGAAGCAUCAGGCAAAGUUCCCAAUUCAAGUAUUGUAACUGAGAAGCAAAAAGAUUCUGAAUUUCAAAUGGAGUCAGUGAACCCAUCAAGCCUUCAAAACAAUUUAAGUGAUGAGUUGAAAACCUCUCAGGAAGGGAAAGGUGAAGAUCCUAUCAAAUCAAAUCAUCAUUUUGAUAUGGAAGGCUUUGAAGACAGUUUAGAUCAUGAACUGCAAAAAGGAGGUGGUGGCCAACCUUCAGGCCCUCUUCUUCCUGAAUUAAGUAAACUUGGCCUCCCUGCUUCCCUCCAAAGAGAUCUGACACGACAUAUCAGUUUGAAGAGUAAAAUUGGGGCACAUCUUCCUGAGCCCAACCUCAACAAUGCACGGCGUAUUCGAAAUGUUAGUGGUCAUCGAAAGAAUGAGACUGAGAAGGAGUCUGGACUUAAACCAACCCUGAGGCAGAUUCUUAGUGCAUCCCGAAGAAACAUAAACUGGGAACAGGUCAUUCAGCAAGUAACAAAGAAGAAACAGGAGCUUGGCAAGGGUUUACCAAGAUUUGGCAUAGAGAUGGUACCCCUUGUUCAGAACGAACAGGAAGGUCUUGAUUUGGGUGAAGAACCUGAGCUGUCCAGCCUAGAAGGAUUCCAAUGGGAAGGGAUUUCCAUUGCAGUAUCUGGAUCAGCUAGGAAACGCAGCCUCUCCGAAAGCAGUGUUGUGGACAGGACUGCUUCUGUUUAUGGCUUCUUCAGUGACCAAGCCACAACAAAGGAAAGUGAGCAAAAGCAAAUCAUUCCAGCCUGCCAUUCACAUUUUAUAGCACCUGUAUAUAAAACAAGUGCUGAUAAUGUGGCCGACUUCAAACAAGAGACAUCCUCUCUCCCCUCAUCACCAUUCAUGUCUGAAAUAACUGAAACUAUUAUCAACGGAAGGAGACACAGCCUACAUACUCCCUCUGAUGUUACAAGCCUCACAGUAUUUACCACAAAACAAGAUCAGGAGAGCCCAGAAUGUAGAAUACCACUUCUUGAAAACAAAAAUGCAUUGGAGCUCACAGGGGAAGGAAACAUUUUGGCUUCAAAUGGAGCUUCAGUGCAUGCAGGAUCAAACUGUGUAGAUGCAGCUACAGACAGCAGCUGUACAUCUGGUACUGAGCAGAAUGACAGCCAGGGAAUUGGAAAGAAAAGAAGAGCAACUGGAGAGGGAUCGUCUCCUGAAAUCCCGAGUCUAGAAACAAAGAAUAAAAGAAGGAAAAUUAAGGGUAAAAAAGAGCGUUCUCAGGUAGACCAGUUGUUGUCUAUUUCCCUGAGAGAAGAAGAGUUGAACAAGUCACUGCAUUGUGUGGAUGACCGCCUCUUGCAGGCUCGGGCUGCUCUGCAGGCAGCUUAUGUUGAAGUUCAACGAUUCCUUGUAUUGAAACAGCAGAUAACAAUGGAGAUGAGCGCAUUGAGGAGUCAGAGAAUUCAGAUCCUGCAGGGGCUACAAGAAACCUAUGAACCUCCUGAGAGGUCAGAACAGCUCACCUGCAGCAUCUCAGAUGAAAGAAGAAUUAGCAGAUCCGUGACAACAGCUGAUCUAGCUCUUCCUCCUUCAGGUCACUUCUUUCCCCUUCUGGAGACUUCUUCAUGUCUCUCCUCCCAUACAUCCCCUUCUGGUACUCCCUUGGGAUCCUCUCUCCGAGUGAGCACCCCUCCUGUGUUCCAAACCCCUAGUACUAUCACAGCCAGCACUGUUCCUGAUUCAUCAAUGCAAAUUAAACAAGAACCUAUGUCUCCAGAGUAUGGAGAAGAAAGUGUGAAUACCGUGCUCCAUGGCUCUGUGUGUACUGCACAAGCAGAACUGCAGCAGAGGGAUGUAGAUAUCAGCCAGAAAACUUCUGUGUAUCCAGUUAUCUCCGCAAUUAUGUCCUUGUCAGAGCUGACUACUUGUUUCCAGCAGACUAAUCAAGAUGUUCACAAGCCUGCUACAGAUAAGGGGCAGACCAUACUAUCUGGGAACCCUUCCCCUUCACAAUCGCCGUCUACUCUCAACAAACACAAAGGGGCGAUUGAAACUCUGACUGAAAUCACCUUACCAGAACAGCGGAGCAGCUCCCUUGCAAAUCAGUCUCUCUCUUUAGAAACACCUUUGGACAAAGAUCCCAAACUACCAGCAGAACAGCCUGAACAUCCAGCAGAAUCCACUCUGGUCUCUGCAGAGAACAAAGGGAAAAAGAGAAGGAAAAAGCUAAGGAAAAAGAAAACAUUGCGAGCAGCCCAUGUGCCUGAGAACAGCGACACCGAACAGGAUGUUAUUGACUCUAAACCUGUUAGGAAAGUCAAGAGCGGGAAGGUGCCCACUGGGGGAAAGGUUACUACAUCCACCCUUCCAAGACAGGAGGAUAGGGGCACUCAUGAAGUAGACAGGAAUAAAGAUGAUAAUGAGAGUGAUGCCUCUCUGGAAUUAGUAGAAACUGCAAACCCCCAGUUGGAGGUGGUGGCCAUCAACUCAUCAGAGUCAGGAGAUGAGAAACCAGACAGCCCAUCUAAGAGGGACACCAUGAAAUCCUCGGAGCAAACUUUAAUGGAGGCUUCUCGCUCUGGUUAUGAUGAAGUGAGCUCCACCAGUGAAAUUGGCACAAAUUAUAGGGAUGGCAUCAAUGGAAGUAUGGCUGAGACUCUCCCUUCUAUAUCACCAAUGAGAUGUUCAAAGAACUCCUCAGAAGUGUCUUCAGAGCCAGGUGAGGAUGAAGAACCUACGGAGGGGAGCUUUGAGGGACACCAAGCUGCAGUGAAUGCUAUUCAGAUAUUUGGGAGCGUGCUUUACACCUGCUCAGCAGACAAAACUGUCCGUGCCUACAAUCUGGUUAACAGGAAAUGUGUGGGUGUCUUUGAAGGACACACUUCCAAAGUGAACUGUCUUCUGGUUACUCAAACAAAUGGGAAGAAUGCAGCCCUCUACACUGGCUCUAGUGACCACACAAUCAACUGUUACAAUAUCAAGACCAGGGAGUGCAUGGAGCAAUUUAAAUUGGAAGACCGAGUGCUCUGUCUGCAUAGUAGAUGGCGAAUCCUGUAUGCAGGCCUGGCAAAUGGCAGUGUGGUCACUUUCACCAUAAAGAACAACAAGCAAAUCGAUACCUUUGAAUGCCAUGGCCCUAGAGCAGUCAGCUGUCUAGCCACGGCUCAGGAAGGAGCACGCAAGUUGUUGGUAGUGGGGUCCUAUGACUGUACCAUCAGUGUGCGGGAUGCUCGAAAUGGACUGCUUCUCCGAACUCUUGAAGGUCAUAGCAAAACAAUACUCUGUAUGAAGGUUGUGAAUGAUCUGGUGUUCAGUGGCUCCAGUGACCAAUCUGUCCACGCCCACAAUAUACAUACAGGGGAGCUGGUACGAAUCUAUAAAGGCCAUAAUCAUGCAGUAACUGUUGUGAACAUCCUAGGGAAGGUGAUGGUAACUGCUUGCUUGGAUAAAUUUGUCCGUGUUUAUGAGCUACAGUCUCAUGACCGUUUGCAAGUCUACGGAGGACACACAGAUAUGAUCAUGUGUAUGACUAUUCAUAAGAGCAUGAUCUACACUGGCUGCUACGAUGGCAGCGUCCAAGCGGUGCGGCUUAACCUGAUGCAGAAUUACCGUUGCUGGUGGCAUGGAUGUUCACUGAUAUUUGGAGUUGUGGACCACCUGAAACAACACUUGCUAACAGAUCACACCAACCCACAUUUUCAGACCCUAAAAUGUCGCUGGAAGAACUGUGAUGCCUUCUUCACUUCCAGGAAAGGUUCCAAGCAGGAUGCUGCAGGACACAUUGAAAGACAUGCCACGGAUGACAGCAGAAUCGACUCAUGAAGCUUUUCACUUCCCAUAUUGGGAAGUAAUUUUGUACAUCAGAACUAUUCCAUGCAUCAUUCACCUCUUGUCCCGUCCUCUUUCCUCCUCCUUUUCCUCCUUGGAGUGGAAAAAGGGAGUGGGGCCUAACUGCCGUACUACAGAGACUGCAUGUCACAUGCAACUCUGUAGAAAUGGGAGCGGCCCAUUAACACUCAGACCAAACUGUGUUCAGUUUUUUGUCCAGUUUUUAUUCAUCAGAAGACACUACGAGCAUCCCCUCUUGUCUGCCCAUUUGAAGAAGUGCAUUCUGUGCGUCUAAGAUCAGGCAUUCAGAGGGGUAUUCUGACUGAGAUAAAACUAGCUGCCAGCAUUCAAUAACUCACCUUCAAAUGUGCAAGGAUUUAACCAAGGCGCGAGUAGUGUUCAGCUGUUUCAUGUUGUAUGCAAAUCCCACACAUAUUUUCAUUUUUUAGCCAAUUUUAAUAAAAUAUUUCUAACUAGAAAGACACAAGUUCCACAGAGAGUUAGCACUGAAUUUCCAUUACAAAUGUUGGCUGUCCUCAUAAAACUAUACAGUAUUUUAAUGGGAAACUGGAAUGAAGUGGUUCCUUUUUUUUAAUGUUAACUGCAAUUUAUGCUUUGACAUUUUGAUUAUUCUUUGUUUAAAGGUUGCUCUGAUUGGUAAAAUGCACAGUGACUGACUGGAUUUCACUGUCCUGCACAUUACAUUCUCUAAGGAGAUUUGUGAUGAGGGCAGACACUUUUUUUGAGGUGUUGCAGCCGCAAAGCAGCCUGACUUCUUCCUUCAUACACCCACUCAGUGAUCUCUAACAAAUUAAAAGACUAGGGACCUUAGUGGCAGACAGUACAGAGAGUAAUGCCAGCUUUGUAUUUUGCAUUUUGACAACCACUACUGUCUUGAUACAACACCAGAGCUGGAUUCCUGAUUUCUGGUAGUUUAUUUUGGUGGAUUUCAUAACUUAUUUUAGUUGAGAUUUCACACAGAAUGUUGUUGACUGGCACUGCAAUCCUGACUCUUUAUGGAAAGUCAGUUUACUGAGCCGAUGCACAGGCACCACAUGUCUGAACACAGCCAUUUUGGUGUUGCUCAGUUUCCAGUAUAAACUGACUUUAUUUGUAUCCGCUUCGCAAUCACUCGAGUUUAUCAUGGAAGUGUGCAACAGAGAGCUGCUGGGUGUGGAGCAGGAUUUUAGAUUCCAAGGAUCUCAAGCAGAAGCUGAGGGUACAAAGUGCAUAUCAUCUGUAGAAGACUUCAUUCUACGAAUGCUUUUAAGAUACCGCAAACUGCCAUAAAAGGAAGGCCAUGCUUGUUUCUAGUGGUCUGAUUUGCUCCUUACUUACUCCUGAGGGGGACUGAAAUCUCAUUUGUCCAGCAGGUACUGAAAAAUAGAAAAAGCUGUUUGUGGGAUUGGUCCCUCCCCACCUCCAUCCUUUCCCCCUUCCGCACACACCUUCUAGGUGAUGAGACUAAGUGAAGGUAGCAAAGUGUGAUCUUCCCUCCCUUUUAAUAUCAUCAGCUCAGUACAGGAAAGUAAGAGUUAUCACUAGAUGUGCAAAGAAGGCAAAAAGAAACCUAGUGGCAGAAACUGCUUUUUUCCUAGGCAAGUCCAGAACCUGCUGAAGAGGUUGAAUAUGCUCAGUGUUUCAUCUGGUGUCUCUUCAGUUACUGAGGUCAAGGUUUAAAUAUUCCUAAUUCAGAUUAAUGUAAUGUUAUAGCCUUGCUUUUUGGUAAUGGAGAAACUGAAGUGAUUGAGGAAAGCCUGCCACGUACUCUGCCCUGCUACUAAAUCAAAGAGUCUCUGAACAUCAUCCUUUUAUGUUGUCUGGCAGAGGGGUGAGAAAUCUUUGUAGUUACACAAAAUCAGUAUUUUUCUUGUAUCUCUUUAACUUUAGCAAUGGAAUAAAGUGCCCACCUUGUUUCCUGAGCUGUAGGAGUCCUCAUGGUUGAAAGACUUUUAAAGAAAUAGGUUCUUAAUAUAUUGAUAAGUUUUUUUUCUUUUGUGAAAAGACUUCUCCAAAGAAAAGCAGAGAAUUGCACCGGGAGCCUUGAUGUUGUUGCUGUGGCCUAAGGAUGGAGUACUUUAAGUGCCAGUCUAAUUCAAGGAGCUCGCUGAGCAGUGUAUUUUUUGUGUGUGCAUGGUGGGAUUUUUUGGCAACUCAGUCUUAAAACAGAAGGCUGUGGAAGGCUUACAAAACACCUCCUAAACCACUGACAUUCAGGAGCUUUCACACAAUAGGAAAGUGGCAUGCAAAGGUGUGGAAGAAACAAUGUGAAUUUUUUAGGAUAUUCUUAGCAGAAUGUGAUUUGAAGUGAAGGUACAGAGCCAUGUGUAUUAAGGACAAGCUUGUGGAGUGCAUUCUGAGGACUGGUGUGUGUGUGUGUGUGCAUUUUGUUACUUUUCCUUGUGGUACUUUUGCACUGUUUCCCCAUUUCUUUAAUAUGUUGGGAGACUGUCAAUGACUGUGUUUGCAAGAAUGUGUGAAUGUUGUUUUCACUAUAUUAAGUAUUGCAAGGUAUGCCGUUCUCACACUUUUCAUUUGUGUUCCUGACUACUUUAUAAGGGUGUGUGUGAGGUGGUGGUGGGGGGGGGUUGUGGGAUGUUUUUGUUUUUAUUUAGUUAGAUGAGAACGAACAAAGAUUUCCAACUCUUUUUAGUUCAUUUCAAGACAUCUGAAAUAUUUUCUUUGGUUAACUUUUUUAAACUGUCCUCCCAGUGUAGUUGAAAUUGAUGAAAUGUAGCCUUCUAUUAUGCCAGAAGGAGAGAACUAACUGUGAUUCCCAUCUGGGUGCCUAUGUUUGGUAGCUUACAAAGAAACAGAUGUUGAUUAAAUAUUAGAAUUAGUGGUGGUCAGGGGAAAUUAUGUAGGUGGAUGAGUUUUAAAAAAGUUUUAGCAGAGUCCUAAGCCACAAAGCUAUCAUGAAGAUCUGAACUUCCCCAAAGUUGAGGGGCAUUUUGAUAUGGGGUUUAGUUUUUGGCCCAUCUGUAUUAUCCACUUUCCUACCUGCUCAACUGGAAAUCUGGGUGGAUUUAAUUAAUGACCACGUAGUUCUUCCAGGCACUAAGAAAAUUGCAGGGACAGUAGUUGAUAAAUUAAUUUUUCGUUAGGGCUUUAAAUUUAAAAUCUGGGUUUAUUAGGCAAAUUUGGUCCCCCAUCCCUGAAUCCACACAGGAGUCUGACAUCUGGCAUCCCUCCACUCAAAGAAGAACUAGAAAUUGUCUUGGGAAAGGGGAAUAUUUGUUGAAAGAAUAGAUGUCUCUAGGAAAGCAAUACUACAUAUCUGAAGCAGUGUUCAAGACUGUUUUUAUUUGGCUUUUCUUGAAAGGAAAGAGUUAAAAAUAAAUAGAGAAAAGUGGGGCUUUGUUUUUAUGUCAUUUUUCUUAUAUAUUGGAUAAGGGCUGUGUAUGGUGUAUAACUAAAAUAUGAAGGUCUUCUUGGAGUGCAUAGCACCACUCCCCCCUGCUGCUGCCCCCCCCCCCCAAAAAAACAACCAAUACUGAUAUUUGGCUUAUGCCAUGAUCAUGUUUAGUGGAUGUAAGUGAUCAGAACAUGAUCGUGUUGUGGUAACAUAGGAAAUAGGUUAUGUAUCACAGAAGAUAAUCUUCAGGAAACCUUUCCACUGUAAAUUUUUUUUUUUUUAAGAAGAAUCUGUGAAUUCUACAUGAUGUUCGCCUACUCCACCUCCAGUCACAAGGAGGAGGGAAUAAAUGGAGUAGCUCUAAAAAGUUUUAUGUCAUCUUCUAGCUAUAUCCCGAAUUAGAACUUAUUUGUUCUCAGAAAACAGCAAUCCAAUUGGUAGAUACAUUAUCAGUGUUAUUGCUUUUCAGUCAUCGUUUCCCCUCCCAAUUGCAGGGCUUUAAUGGAAGAAAUGGUAGCUAGUUGAUGAUGGUUUAGUGUUUCUCACUCCCCCUCGCCCCCCAAGACGCCUUAAUUAAUGAGCUGUGGUCAGUAAGGGCCAUUUUCGAGGUAGAUGGGGGAUUUUUCCACCCAUGGCAAAAGAAAACCUUUUCAAUUCAUUGAUACAAAAAUGCAUUAAAUACCCCAGCUUCUGUUUGCCUUCUUGUGGCAAGUGUUUAGAAUGCAGACUUCAAAAAUGUGUGGUCAAAAUAUAUGAUGAUAAAUGGAAUUUGUUGUCAAAGCCUGUUGUGAAACAGCACACGUGUAAGAUUUUCUGUGCAUAUUUGCAGACCUUCACACUGCUGGAUCAAAAUAAACAAAGAAAAACAACAAAACAUAUAAAUGCAAAUCAAGUUCUAGCAAACAUUAGAUUCUUGUGGAUAAAUCUGUGCUCAUGACAGGAUGACUUCCCUUUUGUGACUAAACACAAAUACAAGAUGAAAUUUAAGAUGUUUUCAGGUAUGUAUAGUACUACUGCCUGGACAUAGUCUAGAUAGUCCCAAAUUGUAGAAUAUGCAAGCAAGAUUAUUGAAAUAGUUUCAGUUAUUGUUUGUAAACUAUUUAUUAGUAAAAAUAAAGAGCAAUCUGUGUAGGUAACGUGUUUUUAAUAUGUGCCUGCCAGCUUCUCCAACUUCAUUUUGUUACAAAUGUUAAACCUAGUCUUUGGAAGAAUGAAAGUGAGAUAAAAUAAUGUGGCUGUUUAGUAUUUCCUAAGUAAAGCUGUGUGGAUCAUGUGCACAGAAUGACUUGGCCUUUCCUCUUUCAUUUUGGUGCAAAGCUGUGAACAUAUUAAUGGAACUUUAUAAAGCAAAACAAAAAAAAAGGAAAAAAUAAAAGUUCUUUAUACUAAGA